Dipodomys spectabilis (banner-tailed kangaroo rat) is the source of this 3607-nucleotide messenger RNA. RefSeq names its product DIS3 homolog, exosome endoribonuclease and 3'-5' exoribonuclease (gene Dis3). Gene Ontology annotation, biological process: rRNA catabolic process. The record is from RefSeq and is a predicted model, not a curated record. The coding region runs from base 105 to 2978 and encodes 957 amino acids. Gene Ontology annotation, molecular function: RNA binding; endonuclease activity; 3'-5'-RNA exonuclease activity. The transcript is spliced from 21 exons. Gene Ontology annotation, cellular component: nuclear exosome (RNase complex); cytoplasmic exosome (RNase complex). NCBI's taxonomy places the organism in Eukaryota, Metazoa, Chordata, Mammalia, Rodentia, Heteromyidae.
CCUUUGGGCGCUGUGAAGAGUCGUGCCUCUGCGCUCCAGGGUUGAGGCCCAUUGGCUGUGGAGAGUUCGGCGGCGAUCGGGAUUCCACGGUGCUGCGGGGCGAGAUGCUUAAGUCGAAGACGUUCUUAAAAAAGACCCGCGCGGGCGGCGUGAUGAAGAUCGUGCGCGAGCACUACCUGCGGGACGACAUCGGCUGCGGGGCCCCGGGCUGCACGGCGUGCGGGCGGGCGCACGAGGGGCCGGCCCUGGAACCGCAGCCGCUCGACCCCGCCAGCAGCCUCUGGCCGGGACCGCACUACCUGCUGCCCGACACCAACGUGCUGCUGCACCAGAUCGAUGUUCUAGAGGACCCUGCCAUCAGGAAUGUGAUUGUGCUACAGACAGUCCUCCAGGAAGUGAGGAAUCGUAGUGCUCCUAUAUAUAAGCGUAUCAGAGAUGUGACUAAUAACCAGGAGAAGCAUUUCUACACGUUCACUAAUGAGCAUCAUAGAGAAACCUAUGUAGAACAAGAACAGGGAGAAAAUGCUAAUGACAGAAAUGAUAGAGCCAUUCGAGUAGCAGCAAAAUGGUACAAUGAACAUUUUAAGAAGAUGUCAGCAGAAAAUCAACUACAAGUUAUCUUUAUAACAAAUGACAAGAAAAACAAAGAGAAAGCUGUAGAAGAAGGAAUACCAGCCUUCACCUGUGAAGAAUACAUAAAGAGCCUGACAGCUAACCCUGAACUUAUAGAUCGUCUUGCUUGCUUGUCUGAAGAAGGGAAUGAAAUAGAAAGUGGAAAAGUAAUAUUUUCAGAGCAUCUUCCUUUAAGUAAGCUGCAGCAAGGCAUAAAAUCUGGUUCAUACCUUCAAGGAACAUUUAGAGCUAGCAGGGAAAAUUAUUUAGAAGCUACAGUAUGGAUUCAUGGAGAUACCGAAGAAAAUAAAGAGAUAAUCUUACAAGGGCUGAAACACUUAAACCGAGCUGUUCAUGAAGAUAUUGUGGCUGUGGAGCUUCUCCCUAAGAGUCAGUGGGUAGCACCAUCUUCUGUGGUUUUACAAGAUGAAGGACAGAAUGAGGAUGAUGUAGAAAAAGAAGAGGAGAGAGAACGGAUGCUCAAGACUGUUGUCAGUGAAAAAAUGUUAAAGCCUACGGGUAGAGUUGUAGGAAUAAUAAAAAGGAAUUGGAGACCAUACUGUGGCAUGCUUUCCAAGUCUGACAUUAAAGAGUCAAGAAGACAUCUCUUUACACCUGCUGAUAAGAGAAUCCCACGAAUUCGGAUAGAAACCAGACAGGCUUCUACAUUAGAAGGACGGAGAAUUAUUGUUGCUAUUGAUGGUUGGCCCAGAAAUUCCAGAUAUCCAAAUGGCCACUUUGUAAAAAAUUUAGGUGAUGUUGGAGAGAAGGAGACAGAAACAGAGGUUCUGUUGCUGGAGCAUGAUGUUCCUCAUCAGCCCUUCUCCCAGGCUGUUCUCAGCUUCCUGCCCAAGAUGCCCUGGAGCAUUACUGAUCAGGACAUGAAAAACCGAGAAGACCUGAGGCAUCUUUGUGUUUGCAGUGUGGACCCUCCAGGCUGUACUGAUAUAGAUGAUGCUUUACAUUGUAGAGAGCUCACUAAUGGCAAUUUGGAGGUUGGUGUUCAUAUUGCCGAUGUUAGUCAUUUUAUUAGGCCAGGAAAUGCCUUGGAUCAAGAAUCCGCAAGAAGAGGCACAACUGUGUAUCUUUGUGAGAAGAGGAUUGAUAUGGUUCCAGAGUUGCUCAGCUCUAACUUGUGUUCCUUAAGAUGUAACGUAGACAGGUUGGCAUUUUCCUGUAUUUGGGAAAUGAAUCACAAUGCUGAAAUCUUAAAAACAAGAUUUACCAAAAGUGUUAUUAACUCAAAGGCAUCUCUUACUUAUGCAGAGGCUCAGAUGAGAAUUGACUCAGCCACCAUGAAUGAUGAUAUUACCACUAGUCUCCGUGGACUAAAUAAACUAGCUAAAAUUCUGAAGAAAGGAAGAAUCGCAAAAGGGGCUUUGACUCUCUCUUCUCCUGAAGUUCGAUUCCACAUGGACAGUGAAACUCAUGACCCAAUAGAUCUACAGACAAAGGAACUGAGAGAAACAAAUUCCAUGGUGGAAGAAUUUAUGUUACUUGCUAACAUUUCUGUUGCCAAAAAAAUCCAUGAAGAAUUUUCUGAACAUGCUCUCCUUCGCAAACAUCCUGCUCCACCUCCAUCAAAUUAUGAAAUUCUUGUUAAAGCAGCUAAGUCUAAGAAUUUGGAAAUUAAAACGGAUACAGCCAAGGCUUUGGCUGACUCUUUGGACAAGGCUGAAUCUCCUGUUUUCCCCUAUCUAAACACGCUGUUGAGAAUUUUAGCCACUCGCUGUAUGAUGCAAGCUGUGUACUUCUGUUCUGGAAUGGACAAUGACUUUCAUCACUAUGGCUUAGCAUCACCAAUAUACACACAUUUCACUUCGCCCAUUAGAAGAUAUGCAGAUAUAAUUGUUCAUCGGCUGUUGGCUGUAGCUAUUGGAGCAGACUGUACUUACCCUGAGUUGACAGACAAACACAAGCUUGCAGAUAUAUGUAAAAAUCUCAAUUUCCGGCACAAAAUGGCUCAGUAUGCUCAACGUGCAUCUGUAGCCUUUCACACCCAGUUAUUUUUCAAAAGCAAAGGAAUAGUAAGUGAAGAAGCCUAUGUUCUAUUUGUAAGAAAGAAUGCUAUUGUGGUGUUAAUUCCGAAGUAUGGCUUAGAAGGUACAGUUUUUUUUGAAGAAAAAGACAAACCAAAGCCACAGCUUGUUUAUGACGAUGAGACACCUUCACUUAAAAUAGAAGGCACCAUGUUUCAUGUGUUUGAUAAAGUUAAAGUGAAAAUCAUGUUAGAUUCAUCCAAUCUUCAGCAUCAGAAAAUCCGAAUGGCCCUAGUAGAACCACAGAUACCAGGAAUAAGUGUUCCUGCAGAUACUUCAAAUGACCUUAAUGAACCAGGAAAAAAGAAGAGGAAGCUUGAAAAGUAGCUACAUUCAAUGAAAAAAAAAUUCUAUUAUAAAAGAGAAUACUUCUAAGCUUGUGUGUGAUGGCUUGUGUUACUUUUAGGUACAUUUUAAUAAUUUUAGAAAUUUGCAUAUUUAUUGAAUUGUUGACUCUCUUUUAUCAUACUACUUUGUCUCUAGAUUGAACAGAACUAUUUAUGCAGAAAAAUUCAAUUGAAUAUCCAUCACUUAAAUGGUGACAGGAUAGCACCUUCAGGGAUAUAUAAAGAUCAUUUAAAUGGAAGACUCACCUGCUCAUUGAAGAGCAGUCUAAUUUUUCAUAAGAACUUUAUUAGUAGGAAAACAAAACCCCUUAGAACAUCUUUAGAAGCAAAGAAGUCUUUUCUAAGUCUUUAGCUGUGUUAUAUCUCCCAUGCCAUUGUCAUUUACUUAAAUGUCCCCCUACUGGACUAAAAAGUUUCUCACAUUUCAUUAGUGACCCAUAAACAAAUGUGAACUUGAUAAAAAUUAAAAAAAAAAAAAAGGAUAUUUUGGCCUGAUUGGGAAAAAUAGUUGAUAACAGGUAAAAAUAUAAGUCUUUGACCUUGACCUUAUAGUGGCUUCCCCAAAUAAGGCUUUAGAGCCGAGAAAGAAUUAAAAAUUGUACUUCAAAU